UAUCGUUGGUGGCGCUGAAGUUUCCCAGCUCUACACGACACUUGGGAAUUAGAAAGAUGAAAAAUGGCUUUAAAACGAAAGUGUUUUACCGUUGAGGAAAAAAUGCAAAUAAUUCGCCGCCUGGAGGCCGGUGAACGCAACGUAGUCCUGGCAAAAGAGUUCGGCGUGUGCCACACAACAAUUGCCACAAUAAAAAAGCAUAAGGAACAAGUUACAGCUUUGUUUAAUAACAAUGUCUUAAAAUCAAAACGUGUCAGAGCGUCGACACAAGAUCGAGUCGAUAAGGCCUUGUUCCAGUGGUUUAAGAUGCAACGCAGUCAAGGGAUCUCAUUAAGCGGUCCACUGCUUCAGCAAAAAGCGAAUUAUUUCGCUAAACAAUUUAAGAUUAAAGAUUUUAACUGUUCUGGUAGUUGGAUAAGCCGCUUCAAGGUGCGGCAUAACAUCCUCUCCAGUACAGCCAGCGGAGAAUCUAUGCCCAGCAAAAAAUGCGAUCCAAAAAAGUGGCUAACGCAGAUUUGGCCUACACUACGUAAGGAUUUCAGUGAUGAUGACAUUUUUAGUGCCGACGAAAUUGGACUGUUCUACAAACUAACUCCUGACAAAACGUUAAAUAUGAAAGGUGAACAAUGCACGGGCGGGGAGCUAUCCAAGGAAAGGAUAACUUUGCUUCUUGCGGCCAAUAUGAGUGGCACUCUAAAAAAGAAAUUAUUGGUUAUUGGAACAUCAAAGCAUCCUAGGUCCCUUGGAAAUGUUCACUUUUUGCCUGUUGACUACUUUAGUAAUCGCCAGGCAUGGAUGACGUCUGAAAUUUUCACCACUUGGGUGCGCGAUUGGAAUGCUGAGCUUAUGCAACAGAAAAAGAAGAUAUUGCUAUUAAUUGAUGAUUGUCCAGCCCAUCCCAUCAUAAGCAAUCUAACUAAUAUCACUCUAGUCUGCCUGCCAUCAAAUACAAAUGCGAAAUUAAUAUUACAACCGAUGAGCCAAGGCAUAAUUCGUGUGAUUAAAUCAACAUAUCGCAAAAAUCUUAUACUCAAAAUAAUUAGCGAUAUGGAAAACAGCAUUGAUGAAAAUUACCCGAAAGUUACAAUUCUAGACGCCCUUUUAAUGAUAAAUGAUGCAUGGCAACAACUCUCGCCCGAGACAAUUGCGAAUUGCUUCAGGCAGUCUGGACUUGCCGAGACUAAUCUAGAUGCUCCACACAGCUCAUUUUCGAAUGAUAUUGAAAUCGAUGAUGACAUUCCCCUAUCGGAUUGGGCUACAGCCCUAAGAGUCCAGCUGCCGAUUUCAAAGGAAGUACUGGAUGAAUAUGUCCUUAUUGACAAUGGGCUGGCGAUUUGUGGGGAGCCCUCUGAAGACAGUAUUGUCAAAGAUAUAUUUGACGAAGAUCAGGAUAGCGACGACAGCGUCGAAGAUCAAAAUGAGGAUGUGACAGCACCCAGCGCCUUGGAGGCAUUUCAAGCUGCAGAGGUUCUGAGUAGAUUUGUUCAUUCAAAUUGCAGUGACGAGAGCUUAAGGCACAGCAUGUCUCAUUUAAAUAAUGUUGUACGCAACUAUUUUUAUAUAUCAAAAACUACGGCCAAACAAUCGAAAAUCUCGGAGUAUUUAGUUAAUUGAGAAUAAAGA
Messenger RNA from Drosophila navojoa, 1623 nucleotides. Its product is annotated as tigger transposable element-derived protein 4-like. The record is from RefSeq and is a predicted model, not a curated record. NCBI's taxonomy places the organism in Eukaryota, Metazoa, Arthropoda, Insecta, Diptera, Drosophilidae.